AUGACAGAAGAGACUGCGGAUAAAAUCCUCAGUAAUUCCAUGGCUAAACGACUUGGAACCACACAAAAGUCAGUAAAAAUAGACGAAUCCUCUUUGCAACAACAAGCGGCCUCAUGCUGCGCCUCCAUUACUGAUCUCGAGGCACAGAUUGUUAAGUGGCUUCGGUUGGAGAGAAUAGAUUUGUCAGAGCCUCCUUACACCAACGACGCUGGAGGAUCCGGUAUUCCUCUUCGUUUGAUUGAACGCUAUGCCUGCGAAGCGGAAAAGGACUGUACUACAAUCGCUCUCACUCUCGAACGCAUUAGGGAACAGAUAUUAAGGAAGGCGCAGCUCCCUUUUGCAUCCAAUCUUGAAGAAAUCCACUCUCGGCGUUAUCUUAACUGCAACGGCAUUAAGACUGACAACUUGGGAGAUUUCCUAACAACAAUUGGUCUGCCAAUGUAUGCCGAAUGUCUGACAACAGCUCUACGUGGAAAUAAUGCGCCAAUUCCUGCGAACCUCAGCACUCUGACUGAUGCUGAAAUGAUAUUCUCGUUGGGCAUUCCGGUGGAACACGUCCGAAGAAUACGCGCUGAGGCCGCCCUUAUUCCAAGAAAUCAUUUGUCCUGCGGCAGCAGUGGUAGGCGAAGGGAAGCCUUUUUGCAAAAACGGACCGUGUACCACAAGUGGCAUCAACAAACAGUUUCAUGGAAAUUAACAAAAAAGGUGCUUGAAGUAACACCGUGCUUUGAUUCCACCGAGGUGUUUGACAAAGUCUGA
Molecule: messenger RNA, 759 nt
Organism: Mesocestoides corti
Lineage: Eukaryota; Metazoa; Platyhelminthes; Cestoda; Cyclophyllidea; Mesocestoididae
Source: the annotation of a GenBank genome assembly